Pneumocystis jirovecii RU7 is the source of this 1059-nucleotide messenger RNA. RefSeq names its product 3-dehydrosphinganine reductase. The record is from RefSeq and is a predicted model, not a curated record. The transcript is spliced from 5 exons. Gene Ontology annotation, molecular function: 3-dehydrosphinganine reductase activity. Gene Ontology annotation, biological process: sphingolipid biosynthetic process. Bases 1 to 1059 code for a protein of 352 amino acids. Lineage: Eukaryota; Fungi; Ascomycota; Pneumocystomycetes; Pneumocystales; Pneumocystaceae. Gene Ontology annotation, cellular component: endoplasmic reticulum membrane.
AUGUCAAAAAUACUUGAUAUCCUUCUUUUUUCAGUCUAUGAUCAGUAUGGUGUAGGAAAAAACGAGUAUAUUAUUUGUAUUGUGGUAGCUCUGUUUUUUUCAGCUCUUAUAUACUAUGUCUUUCAUUUUUUUUGGGGAUUUGGAAAUAAGAUGCCAUUGGAAGGACGUAAUGUUUUUAUUACAGGAGGCUCACAGGGUGUUGGGAAAGCCUUAGCUAUGAUUUGUACACGUAAAGGGGCCCAUGUCUGUAUUGUUGCUAGAAAUAAAAAGAUAUUGAGUGAAACACUUAUGGAGAUGGAGUCUGCAAGACGUAAUCCAGAUCAAAAACUACAAAUGAUUAGCGCAGAUCUAACAAUUGCUUCUGAAGCAAAGCGUGCAUUAGAUGAGUCUUAUGAGGAUCCUCCAGACAUUGUCUUUUGUUGCGUAGGUGCUGCACAACCUGGAUUUUUUGUUAAUUUAUUGCCUGAGCAAAUUGAGGAAGGCGUUAAAGUAAAUUAUUUAACUGCAGCAUAUACGGCUCAUGCAGCUCUUCGCAAAAUGGUUUGCAAACCAUUGCCUUCUAAUGCAUCUCCAAGAAGGAUCAUUUUUUGUUCUUCAGUUCUUGCGUUUUUAGGUAUGGCAGGGUAUUCUCAAUACUCUCCAGCCAAAUCUGCUUUACGAUGUUUAACAGAUACUCUUCGUCAAGAGGGUAUUCUAUAUGGAGUUAAAGUGCAUUGUGCAUUUCUUGCAACUGUUUAUACUCCAGGGUUUGAGAAAGAACAAUUGACUAAACCAGAACUUACAAAAGAACUUGAAGGUGUUGAUCAAGGUCAAACACCGGAAACUGUGGCUUUACGUAUGAUUAAAAAUCUUGAAAAAGGGAGAUUCUUUAUUACCACUGAAAUUAUUGGUGAUCUUCUUAAAAAUAAUAUGAGAGGACCGACGCCAAGAAAUAGUAUAAUCACUGAUACUAUUUAUGGAUAUAUUGCAUCAAUUAUUUUUCCUUUUGUUUCUAUGACUCAUGAUCGAAUUGUAAGAAAGUAUUUAAAAAAAGAAAAAUUUUGCCAUGCAAAAGAAUAA